CUUGUUGUACUGCUACUAUCUUUCGAGCCAUAGUCUUUUACUGAAUACUAUCCAGAUGAAGGCAUGAAAAACGAAGCCUGCUCCACUUUCUGAUAACUCCAAAAGCCAUCUUCUGAUUUCUAUAUUACUAAUACGAAAAGAAAGAGGAUAUUCCAAUUUUCAGUUUUGACAGGGAAAUUUGGAGAACGAGUCCCAAGUGCUGACGGACAAACCCCAAAGUGGCAGAGUCCUUCUCCUUGACCAAUUUAACUAAAACCCGUAUAAUUUCCCAGGUUCCAAGGCCCUGUAUCCUCUGUAACUCGACUAAUAUUUAUCUCGCUCUUUCUUACUCUCCUCUGCCUCCUUUUUUUUCUUAUUUGUUCGGUGUUUGCAAAAGUUUUACUGAUAAUUUUCAAGUAAAAGAAGAUGAAGGUGAUAGCAGCAUACUUGUUGGCGAUGCUGGGAGGAAAUACCAACCCUUGUGCUGAUGAGUUGAAGCACAUUCUUGGUUCUGUUGGAGUUGAAGCUGAUGAUGCCAAGAUUGAGUUGCUUUUGUCCCAAGUCAAUGGAAAGGAUUUGGCAGAGCUUAUUGCUGCUGGAAGACAGAAACUGGCAGCUAUGCCUUGUGCUGGAGAAGCUGCUGCUGCUGCUGCUGUUGGAGGUCAUGCGGCAGCCUCUGCUGCAUCUCCCUCUGCUGCUGCUGCUGAGGACAAGGAGCAGAAAAUUGAAGAGGAAUCAGAUGAAGACAUGUGCUUCAGUCUGUUUGAUUGAGGAAUUAAUUAG
Molecule: messenger RNA, 762 nt
Organism: Theobroma umbraticum
Lineage: Eukaryota; Viridiplantae; Streptophyta; Magnoliopsida; Malvales; Malvaceae
Product: large ribosomal subunit protein P2B-like
Biological process (GO): cytoplasmic translational elongation
Cellular component (GO): ribosome; cytosolic large ribosomal subunit
Molecular function (GO): structural constituent of ribosome
Source: RefSeq, a predicted model, not a curated record